Molecule: messenger RNA, 2032 nt
Organism: Ficedula albicollis (Collared flycatcher)
Lineage: Eukaryota; Metazoa; Chordata; Aves; Passeriformes; Muscicapidae
Gene: GNS
Product: glucosamine (N-acetyl)-6-sulfatase
Exons: 13
Biological process (GO): glycosaminoglycan metabolic process
Molecular function (GO): N-acetylglucosamine-6-sulfatase activity; glycosaminoglycan binding
Source: RefSeq, a predicted model, not a curated record
AAACAGUGGUGUUGGGCCUUUUUCCAGGCAGCCUGUUUCAAUUCUCUGGCUUUACCUGGCAUCUUUGCAUUUUUAGCUGAUGCCCUUUUGGUGCUUUCCUUUCAGACCCCCCUAAAGAAGACUAAUGCUCUUAUUGCCCAGAUGGGAAUAACCUUUGUCAAUGCAUAUGUCCCCAGUGCACUUUGCUGUCCCAGUCGAGCUAGCAUUUUAACAGGAAAAUAUCCACAUAACCAUCACGUUGUCAAUAACACGCUGGAAGGGAACUGUAGCAGCAAGUUAUGGCAGAAGAUUCAAGAACCAUACACCUUCCCUGCAGUGCUCAAAGCUAUGUGUGGUUAUCAAACGUUCUUUGCUGGAAAGUAUUUAAAUGAGUAUGGAGCAGAGGAUGCAGGGGGAGUAGGUCAUGUCCCUCCUGGAUGGAGUUUUUGGUAUGCUUUGGAGAAAAAUUCAAAGUACUACAACUAUACUCUCUCCGUAAAUGGCAAGGCACGAAGGCAUGGUGAGAACUACAGCGUAGAUUAUCUGACAGAUGUACUGGCCAACAUGUCAUUGGAUUUCUUGGAGUACAAAUCUAAUUUUGAACCUUUCUUCAUGAUGAUCGCAACCCCAGCACCGCACUCCCCUUGGACACCUGCUCCACAGUAUACAAAGAGCUUUCAGAAUGUCAGUGCACCAAGAAACAGCAAUUUUAAUAUUCAUGGCAAGAACAAGCACUGGUUAAUUCGACAAGCAAAGACUCCAAUGAGCAACUCUUCAAUACAGUUUCUUGAUGAUGCUUAUAGAAAGCGGUGGCAAACUCUGCUGUCAGUAGAUGACCUGAUAGAGAAACUAGUGAAGAAAUUGGAAGUCAACGGAGAGUUAGACAACACGUACAUCUUUUACACAUCAGACAAUGGCUUCCACACUGGCCAGUUUUCUUUGCCAAUAGACAAACGGCAGCUCUAUGAGUUUGAUAUCAAAGUUCCACUGCUAGUUCGAGGACCAGGGAUAAAACCAAAUCAGACAAACAAGAUGCUUGUUGCAAAUAUUGAUUUGGGUCCCACUAUUCUGGAUAUUGCGGGAUAUGACUUGAAUAAGACCCAGAUGGAUGGGAUGUCACUGUUGCCACUGUUGAGAGGAGACAAAAAUGUCACAUGGAGAUCAGACUUCUUGGUGGAGUACCAAGGAGAAGGAUACAAUGGCAGUGAUCCUACCUGUCCUGGCCUAGGACCUGGAGUCACACACUGCUUCCCAGACUGUGUCUGUGAAGAUUCCUAUAACAACACGUAUGCUUGUGUAAGGACACUGUCAGCUUCCUGGGAUCUGCAGUACUGUGAAUUUGAUGACCGGGAGGUGUUUGUGGAAGUGUAUAACUUGACUGCAGAUCCACACCAGAUCAAUAACAUUGCUAAAACAAUUGAUCAAGAAAUUCUAGAAAAGAUGAACUAUCGACUAAUGAUGCUGCAGUCCUGCUCAGGAGCAACGUGCCGUACACCAGGUGUCUUUGAUCCCGGGUACAGGUUUGACCCACGGCUCAUGUUCAGCAAUCACGGCCUACGCGCUCGGAGGUUUUCUGCACAGUUCUUGUAAGACCCUUAAGAGCCUCUUGCAAUGGGCUCCUACUGACCAGUUUCUCCAGUGACUGCAGCAGGUCUGUCUCUAACUUUCGCUGAUUACAGCUGGAAGACUUUUAAUGGGCUUUUCAAACCCUGUUUGGAAGGAAACCCCUUGUCUUUAGCUGGUUGCCUUGUGCAAUAUAUAUAUUUUACAGCUGAACUCUAACUGUAAAUUGUUAGACACAGCUAAUCUGUCUUGCUCAGAUCGUUGAUUACCACCUUUGUCUUUUGAGUACCUUUUCAUAUCACAGUCACAGAGGUGAACCUAUGCCUAUGAAUCUGAACAGUUUAUUUUGUUCUAAAAAAUAAAUAAAUGUGUAUUUGAAUCAGGUUAGAUAGGCAGGUGCUAUUGCACAGUAAUGCUCACCCAUAUUCAGUGUCACAGACCUUCUUAAAAGCUAUGCUUAAUUAUAGGUUUCCUGUACUGAGCUCCAGGC